Molecule: messenger RNA, 1074 nt
Organism: Helianthus annuus (common sunflower)
Lineage: Eukaryota; Viridiplantae; Streptophyta; Magnoliopsida; Asterales; Asteraceae
Exons: 1
Coding region: 1-1074 (357 amino acids)
Molecular function (GO): nucleic acid binding; zinc ion binding
Source: RefSeq, a predicted model, not a curated record
AUGCCAGUGGCGUACGCGCUAGUUGACGAAGAGACGGUUCAUAGUUGGUGUUGGUUUUUCCAAAAUUUGAGAGAAUACGUCACCAAAGACUGUAACAGUAGAAUUUGUGUUCUAUCAGACCGUCAUGCCGGGAUAAUUAAUGCGAUGGAGAACCUUCUGGAUUGGAGGGAACCAAACGCCUACCACCGUUAUUGUCUUCGGCAUGUCAGAAGCAAUUUUAGUGGUAGGUUCAAGACCAAAUCUCUUAGGAAGCUGUGUUGGAUGAUCGGGAGCACAAGUCAACGAAGAAAGUAUCUUUGGGCUGUGAGGGAAAUGCAGAUGUUAAAUCGGGGUGCUUGGAACUACCUGAACGACAUCGACAAAAGCAAGUGGACUAUUGUUCAUGACCGCGGAAACCGUCGUUGGGGUAACCUUACGACGAACAUAUCUGAGUCUAUGAAUAAUGUCUUACGGGAAGCAAGACUCCUGCCAGUAAAAGCCUUAAUUCAUUAUACGUUCACCAAGGACGUAUCAGAGUAUGCUCGCCACGCGCAGAUGGCCCAAAGCUGCAAUACCCCUCUACCCCCUCGAAUUUGGUCCAGGUUUAACAAGUUGCAUUCCGUAGCCAUGCAACAUGAAGUGUCCGUCUACGAUGUCAGAGAAGGUCGUUACGCGGUGGUUUCAAGGGAAGAAACCAAUGAUGACGGUGGAAACGAGUACACCGUUGAAUACGGACGCAGCCGGUGCUCAUGCGGGAAAUGGAAAAUGCUUAGAUUCCCUUGUUCCCAUGCUAUCGCAGUUUGCGCUUGGAGGGGUGAGCAACCACAUGACGUUACCCACUCCAUAUUCCACACCACCACCUAUCAGGAACAGUAUAGCGGUCAUUUUUACACCUUGGGACACAAAGAUGAGUGGGAAGAAGCGGACUGGACAAUUCAAGGGGACCCUUCGAGGAUCACAACACAUCGUGGCAGGGUUCGUUCAAGAAGAAUUCAAAACGAGAUGGAUGUUAACUACCACGAUGAACCCCAGGCACGUCGAUGCAGCAGAUGCGGAGAAACCGGGCACAACAGGAAGACCUGUGGCCGACGUUAA